Anopheles coluzzii is the source of this 3381-nucleotide messenger RNA. Its product is annotated as toll-like receptor Tollo. The record is from RefSeq and is a predicted model, not a curated record. Bases 1096 to 2700 code for a protein of 534 amino acids. Lineage: Eukaryota; Metazoa; Arthropoda; Insecta; Diptera; Culicidae. Gene Ontology annotation, cellular component: extracellular matrix. The transcript has a single exon. Gene Ontology annotation, molecular function: protein binding.
AAUUACAAUAUAGAACCCUAUUUUCAAACACGUUACAAAGAGUAGCAUGUCGCGUUUAUAAAUAAAAAAAACACACACAUUUGUUAGAAUGGUUAUAGGUCAUUUCAUCAUGAGUUCUGAUAUUUUAAUUUGUAUAUUGAUUUAUUUUUAUUUGUUUUACAACUGCUUUCGGUCGAUAAGCCUCGAUCGAUAGCAAUCAUAGAUAGACUCAAAAAUCUACCAUCCAGCAACCUUUUACCCUAUUAAAGGGGAAUUCGAGCAGCAAAAAACCCUCCAAUGACAGUAACCAUGGAACAGGCGUUACAAAAUGACAUUUCUUUUAAAAUAACAUUUCAUUUUAGGAUACUUACGUAUGGGAGACUAUACAUUGAAUCGUUUAUACGUGUAAAGACUAUACGUUCAUAAAGGGCCGUUUUUGAAUCCAUAAUUGUGACUUGUUGUAAAAAAUGUCGUUUGGAGACAUUUGAUUUUUUUCACUGUGAUAUAGUUAUAUGCUACUCAUUACAUAGUUUAGGCUUCCAAGAAUCAAACUGCGUUCUUUUAUGUUUAACUUCGUCUAAAAGAUGUUGAUCUUCUGGUAUCAAGAUUCAUGCUAACGGUUUCAUUGAUUAACGUUGCUAUUCAAUAACGCCACGAAGUAAACUUCGUUGAAGAUUGAUCGCCAUGAACUUGACUUACUGGUAAUAAACAUAACUGUCGUAGCCUCAUCAAACAGUUUCUAGAAUCGAAAGCAAAGCAAAGAAAAUGAAAACAAUUGAUCAUGCAUGCUUAUCUCUCACUUGCAAUCCGGUCUAGAGCAGCAGUCUAUUACUUAUGCCGAAUCGAUUAAAUUCAGUUUUGCUACAACAGUAUUCGAGUGUGGCUCUGUGAUCGUGUACUUCAUCAUGCAACGGAAAUGUGUGAUUCAUUUGAUACUAUUGUAAGUAGAAUGUUUUGAAUGGUGUAGUUUGCUUCCACACAAGCUGUAACAUUUACUCUACAAACAGAUGGUUCAUCGUUGGUACAAAUGGAUGUGUAGCAGAGGAAUACCAUUGCAAUCUUGAAUACUAUUCCCAUGUUGUGUCAUUUUCCAAUGUAGUCGUCGAAGGAUCAGCAAUGCCUCGCUUCUCGUGUAGUAACAGCGAUAACAUUGCAGAUCUUAUAUUCAAGAUGUCAUUAUUGGAAGAGGUGCCCAAACAGUUGUUUGCUACUUUUCCUAAUUUAGUGGUGGCAAACUUCACCAGGAGUGGAAUCAAACGUAUCAAUCGAUACAGUCUGAACAGAGCAGUACAUCUUAAAAAUCUUUAUUUAAAAAGCAACGAAUUGCAAGAGUUAAACGCGGAUUGUUUUUAUGGAGCAGCAGCACUUCUUGACCUUGAUCUUUCGUUCAACAAUAUCAGCUCAAUUGAUAGAAUGGCGUUCAAUACACUGUCCAAGCUGUUGGUACUUUGGAUGUCUGGAAACAAGCUACGAUCGUUGGAUAGUAGAGUAUUCGAGCCACUCCAAUCGAUACGUACAAUUUAUCUCAACUCUAAUGAGCUCCAGGUCAUUGAAGCAGGUCUGUUUGUCGCAAACCAUAAAUUGAAAAAUAUUCUUUUGCAUAGCAAUCACAUCAGUGUGAUUGAAGAAGGAGCAUUUAGAGACGAAAAAUCUACAGAGUCAUCGACAGCACUGCUCAUACUGUCUCUGAGCAAUAAUGAGCUAACGAAAUUGAAUGUGGAAAAAGUUAAAAUAAUUCAGCUGUAUCUUACAAACAAUACGCUGGAGGCAAUUCUCCUAUCGCCAUGGGUUCAAACACUUUACGCGGAAAACAAUAGAAUAUCGAAUGUUACAGUAAGUGAUGUGACAAACAUGCAACUAAAAACGUUAAGGUUGGCAAAUAACUCGAUCACAUCUCUAGAAUCGAUACAAUUAUUUCAUUCACUAAACGAACUGGAUUUAUCAAAUAAUUAUAUCGGUCCAUUGAACAUCACUUGUCUAACAAAGCUAGUCAUCCUGAAAGAAUUGAGACUACAGCGAACGUUCAUUUCCAACCUCCAGCACGGAACCUUUGCACAACAACAAUCUCUCAAAUGGUUGGAUAUAUCCUACAACAACCUCGAUCGGUUUGACUUUGACAUUCUUACAUCAUCUGCAGCGCUUCAGCAGAUCUUUCUGGACGGUAAUCGGCUAAAGUCGCUGAACUAUGAGCAUCUGAAGAAAACGUUCCCGGCGCUGGUAAAAAUCGGCUUGUCGGAAAACAACUGGAACUGUACAUAUCUGAUCCAGCUUGUGCGCUAUUGUAACGAACAUUCAAUCGAACUGUUCAAGUCUCAAGCAAUACAGAUUCAGACGAACAUCAACGGUAUCUAUUGUUUCGACGACAAGAAUCCGGUGACCAACUGGAACAACACACUUCACCAGGUGCAGGCACUUGAUCCUCAUCUGAACGGCACCACCGAGGAUAGUGUUCUGCAAACGUUGCUGCCAAGUAUGAUGGAUGACACGAAACGGUUCAGUGAAAAUCAUACAGACGUAGGGAACCAAACCAGCAAGCUGGAUUGGAUAAUACAUGACUUUACAAGGAAUCAGUUCACCCUAAUUAUUGCAGUAUUGGUUAUAGUGUGUCUCAUACUGGGAGUGAAUGUGUAUUUCCUUGUGAAAUAUCAUCGUAGGUCGUGUAGUGUUGAAAGAAAUCCCUAUGACAACAGGGACAACAGCGUGGGAAUGAUCAUUGAAUAAUGAUAUGGAUCCAAUACACAGAUGUAUUUUAUUCUUCGAUAGUUUAUUUUGAUCUGAAAAAUGCGAUAGUAAACUAAAAUAUAAACAUGACAUUUGCAUGACAUUGGGUCAUUUCAUCAUUUACUGUUUUGGAUGAAUAUUUAUUUAUAUGUGAAAAUGAUUAUUUUUAUUUGAGUCUAAAUCUGAUUGAGAUCUGAUCUGAAACGCGAGUCCUUCUAGUAAAAUUUUAAUUAUUUGCUUGAAGAGUAAAGUUUGGGCGUAUGGGACGAUAUGCUUUUUUAUAGUUAUAAUUAAACUCAUGCAACUGCUUUGCUUUUUUAUUUUUAUUUCUAGUUAAAGGAUAAGAUUAUUUCUUAAAUUUUGCUUUUGGUCACGAAUAGCUGAAAGUUAUUACCGCGAAUUCUUGGGCUAACGGGAAUUGUUGUAUAUGCAAAAUUUGCCUUGCACUAUGCGAUGUUUUACUGUCUUUCUCUAAUCGCGGUUCGUCGUCACGCAGUGAUGGGAACUUGCCAAGCUAGCUUGGCUUACUGGUGUAGCAAAUGUAAUUGACCUAACCUGACUUGCGGAAAGCAAAGAAAGCGGAAACAUUUUAUCAAGCCUUAUCUCACACUCAAGAGCCGGUCUACAGCAGCUGUUUCGAAACGAUUUGACUCAGUUUUGCUUCAGAAGUGUACGAGUGUG